AUGUCUUCACAAGAACUACCAAGCCAACAGCAGACAUUGGAGGCGAGAGUGGAGCCUCCAUCAUCAGACAUCCCACUCCCAAGCUCUCCAUCUCAACGCAGGUCCGAAGAGAUUAAGAAAGAAACACCGCCAAAUACAGAGCCGAGUCAAGAGCUUGCCUGCUCCCAGCCUGAGAAACCUACCAACCCACGUCUGGUCGCUCUCGGUACCAAACGCACCAACCUCGAGGCAAAGCUCGCAGAUUUCCAGUCACAGCGGGAAGCAUUGAUCAAAGAAGCCAAAAUGCCAUCAGGACUUGAGAUGCCAGAGGAUUGGACUGACGAACAGAGAUCGAAGCAAGCCAUGGAUGGAGCCAACGCCACUAUCAAGGACCAUAUUGCGCUGCUGCACAGCUACAAUGAGAUCAAGGACAUCGGUUUGGCGCUGAUGGGACUUGUGGCGGAAAAGAGGCAGGCACGGGUCACGACGAUAAUGGAAGAGUUUGGCAUGAGCGAGAAGGAUUGA
Molecule: messenger RNA, 504 nt
Organism: Fulvia fulva
Lineage: Eukaryota; Fungi; Ascomycota; Dothideomycetes; Mycosphaerellales; Mycosphaerellaceae
Exons: 1
Coding region: 1-504 (167 amino acids)
Biological process (GO): double-strand break repair via homologous recombination; meiotic DNA recombinase assembly involved in reciprocal meiotic recombination; meiotic joint molecule formation
Cellular component (GO): Swi5-Swi2 complex; Swi5-Sfr1 complex
Source: RefSeq, a predicted model, not a curated record